This is a messenger RNA of Aspergillus heteromorphus CBS 117.55, 2034 nucleotides long. Its product is annotated as Pal1 family protein. The record is from RefSeq and is a predicted model, not a curated record. Gene Ontology annotation, cellular component: cytoplasm. NCBI's taxonomy places the organism in Eukaryota, Fungi, Ascomycota, Eurotiomycetes, Eurotiales, Aspergillaceae. The coding region runs from base 391 to 1935 and encodes 514 amino acids. The transcript is spliced from 4 exons.
CCAACAACAAAAAAAAAAUCCUGAAAAGAUCUCGACGUCCUUUCGGACCAGACUACAGAAUUAAGCAAUUUUAAAAGGAAACAAGCGAUCCUCCCAUCUCGCCCCUCCCCACGGCCGGUCUACUCGGUCUACUCGGUCUACUAUCGACCAACUACGCCCAGACUAAUUUAUCGCCCCCCCUCCAAUUAUUCCACCCCUGACCAAACUGCCGCGGCAUCGCCGUUUCAGCAACGCCUAAGCUCACUCUAGUUUGGCGCCGACCUGCACAGUCUCGGCCUCCUGAUCCUCCACUGUCUCCUGUCUUUUUUAUGUCUCUUCCUUUGUUCCCCAAUCAUCUCUCCUGAACCCGCCGUUCUCGAUCUUCCGCAUUGCGUGGACUCGCUCGCAACCAUGAAUGCCUCGCAGUAUCCCCCGACCUACUCCUACCCACCCAGCGUGACACUGGGCCCCUCAGUCUCACCUGUCCAGCAAACCCACGCGCCGUCGCCCAGCCUGGGCUCUAACAAUCCGUUCCGGAACCGCGCCCUGUCGCCCUCCGCCAGCUCCUUCGCAUCCGCCAGCGGUCGUUCCGAACGACCAACCUCGACAAAUCCCUUCGUCGACGACGACGUCCUGUCCCCGCAGUCCGCCCCUAUUGUAGGGACGGGCGUGAUUUCUCCGAUCGAGAGACAAGACAUGUCCUCGAACACUCGCGAGCUCUUUGAAAAUCUUUCCAUCAACCCCGCCCCUCAGGCGAAUACCGGCUACAGACAGGCUCCGCCCCGUCCCGACAAGCCCGUGCAGAGUGGAUACUCGGGCAACCGUGGUCCUUCGUCGAGAGAACGUCCGGAGCGUCGCGAAAAGGAUUCGCUAGAUAUCUUUGCCGAUCCGCCCAAGACAAGCAGCGGAGCACGGUCUGGACAAAGAGACCGGAGACCUCGUCGCAACUCGGAGUCUUCGAUCAUGGAACGCACUCCCAAGCUUGUGGACACGGAGGAUGAGAGACGGCGGCGCGAGCGACGACGCCGUGAACGGGAGGCCCGUUACAAGGAUGGCAAGGAGGUGAAGGAUGGAAAGGACCCGAAGGAUGGGAAGUCUCGCUCGAAGAAGACAAACUAUCACAUGGAUAUCAUCGACAAACUGGAUGUGACUAGUAUCUAUGGCACAGGGAUGUUCCACCACGAUGGACCGUUCGAUGCUUGUAACCCUAACCGCAAUCGCAAGGGGUUGCGCACUGCACCGAUGCAAGCUUUCCCCAAGGAUUCGGCCAACAUGGCCCUCGGAGGGGCAGGCCCUAACAACCAAGAUAUCGAUCGGAAUCUAUUCCACGGGAUCACCGACCAGGGUUACAACGACUAUUCUACAAGUGGUACCAAGCAAGAGCAUCCGAUCAUCGAUACCUCCGCUCGUAUUGAGCCAAUCCAUGGAAUGGAGAGCCAGGGCUUGGGAACCAGCACCUUCCUGGAUGGGGCUCCUGCGAGUCGGGCAGAUAUCCAGCGCCGUGGAAGCAGCAACGAGGGAUCAAACGGAGGAGGGCUGCAGCGCAAGAAGAGCUUGGCCCAGAGGCUCCGAGGAAUGAACAAACCUCCUAAUGGCCGGAUGGUUUCCCCCGAGUCAUCGUACACCCCGGCUCUGCCUUCCGGUUCUGCCCACAUCGGAACCAUCCGUGCCAACGAAAAGAACCCCUUCUUCCAGGACCAAGACUACGAUGAUGCCUGGGACAAGAAGGGAGCCCAGAUCAACAUCUCUGAAGAAGCGCGUGGUAUGACGGGACGCGCCCGCUCCUCCAGCAGCCCCAAGCAGAAUACCAGUUUGGACCGGAGGUACACCAACGAGCGGUCCAACACUGGGUUCGAGGAGACCAAGACCACGGGCGGCGGCGGUGGCGGCGGUUUCAUCAAUCGCAUGAAGAGUCUAAGAAAGCCUCGACCCGACCGACGGAUCAGCAACGACUGAGUGUCUUCAACUCUGGCUAACGGACAUACGUACAACCCCGUCACUUGUACCCUGUUCGGAUGAUGAGGGAAAUCAUCGGUGGGGAUGCGCUGGAAGCAU